AUGGCGAGGCUGGGGCCAGCAGGAGGAGAGUUUAUUAAGUCAGACCCUCUUACUACUCCCUCGGAGACAGUCAGACCCUCUACUACUCCCUCGGAGACAGUCAGACCCUCUACUACUCCCUCGGAGACAGUCAGACCCUCUACUACUCCCUCGGAGACAGUCAGACCCUCUACUACUCCCUCGGAGACAGUCAGACCCUCUACUACUCCCUCGGAGACAGUCAGACCCUCUACUACUCCCUCGGAGACAGUCAGACCCUCUACUACUCCCUCGGAGACAGUCAGACCCUCUACUACUCCCUCGGAGACAGUCAGACCCUCUACUACUCCCUCGGAGACAGUCAGACCCUCUACUACUCCCUCGGAGACAGUCAGACCCUCUACAACUCCCUCGGAGACAGUCAGACCCUCUACUACUCCCUCGGAGACAGUCAGACCCUCUACUACUCCCUCGGAGACAGUCAGACCCUCUACUACUCCCUCGGAGACAGUCAGACCCUCUACAACUCCCUCGGAGACAGUCAGACCCUCUACAACUCCCUCGGAGACAGUCAGACCCUCUACUACUCCCUCGGAGACAGUCAGACCCUCUACUACUCCCUCGGAGACAGUCAGACCCUCUACUACUCCCUCGGAGACAGUCAGACCCUCUACUACUCCCUCGGAGACAGUCAGACCCUCUACUACUCCCUCGGAGACAGUCAGACCCUCUACUACUCCCUCGGAGACAGUCAGACCCUCUACUACUCCCUCGGAGACAGUCAGACCCUCUACUACUCCCUCGGAGACAGUCAGACCCUCUACUACUCCCUCGGAGACAGUCAGACCCUCUACUACUCCCUCGGAGACAGUCAGACCAUCUACUACUCCCUCGGAGACAGUCAGACCCUCUACUACUCCCUCGGAGACAGUCAGACCCUCUACUACUCCCUCGGAGACAGUCAGACCCUCUACUACUCCCUCGGAGACAGUCAGACCCUCUACUACUCCCUCGGAGACAGUCAGACCCUCUCCUACUCCCUCGGAGACAGUCAGACCCUCUCCUACUCCCUCGGAGAGGAGACAGUCAGGAGUCGGACUGUUUCUCUUCUGUCUCUCUCUCAACCAGUCUGUAAACCCACAACCAGUCUGUAAACCCACAACAUAUAAAACCAGAAUAUUUCUGUUUGCCCCAAUUUUGAUUAAACAGCUUUGGUCCAUUUUGGUCUAUUUGUCUUCUGUCCCCUACCCUGUCCCCUACCCGUGUCCCCUACCCUGUCCCCUACCCGUGUCCCCUACCCUGUCCCCUACCCGUGUCCCGUACCCUGUCCCCAUGGAGGAGGAGGAGGAGGAGGUGGUGUGA
This is a messenger RNA of Oncorhynchus nerka (sockeye salmon), 1341 nucleotides long. Its product is annotated as mucin-2-like. The transcript has 3 exons. NCBI's taxonomy places the organism in Eukaryota, Metazoa, Chordata, Actinopteri, Salmoniformes, Salmonidae. The coding region runs from base 1 to 1341 and encodes 446 amino acids. The record is from RefSeq and is a predicted model, not a curated record.